UUAAAACAAAUUCAUAAAAUCAUAUAUAUGAGAAAAAAAUAAAACAAAAACAAUCAGCACUAAAAGUGCGAAAAAGAAGGCAAUAUAACAAAUUGCAUUUGAGCAGUUUUGUAUUGUGCACCGCCUACCAGGUUUGAGUUUGAGUGAAAUUGAAUUUUUUUUUGAGUAGUGAAAAAUAGCUCGUUUGGGUGGCAGCACUAAAAUUUGUUUGUUGUUUGAGACAGCGCUGCUGCAGCAAUUCAUGCACAGACAGUAAAUAAUGUAAAGAGGAAGAACAAUGUAUGAAAAAGUGUGUAUUACGGAAAAACGAUAAACAUAAAAAAGUACGAUUUACAGCAAGCAAUUUAAGUGCAACUAAAAAAAGAAAGACUAAUAAGAGAAGAAGAAAAAUCAAAUAAAAGAUAUAAAAUCUUAUUUUUAAAUGACAUAGAAAUUAAUUUGUGUUAGUUGUAUUUAUUGUGGCUCAGUUCACGCACCAUAUUAUACUUUCAAACAUCUAAGGACGAGCUGAACUGCAAUUUACUAAUCUACACUAAUUCUUGUUAAAUUUGUAAAAGAAUUUAACAAUUUUACAAAAUAUAUAUUAUAAAUUAUAAAUUACUAAAGAAACCACCGUUUGCAAAGAAAAGGGAAACACCGUGCAACAACAGUAACAAGGUGAGAAGGUGAGAAGUAAAAUCCAACGAAUGAAAUGCAAACAAGAAUCCUGACUUUGGACUUUUAAAUAAAACAUAUAAUAGACUAAUCAACGUAACAGCACUACCAAAAAUUUAGCUAAUAAUAUAACUUAAACAACAUUAAUAACAGAAAGGCUAACAUACAAGGAACCAUAGUAUAUUUCGUUUUGUGACCACACCGCCAGUUAACUGCCAAAUAUUUUUUGUUAUUACACAACGCAAAUCAAUUCAGUUAAAUUGUCAAUAAAUUUGCAACAAUAAGCCGAACUACAGAAGACAUAGACAUUCUAAAUACUUACACUAAAACCAAAGUCAAUAUAAAUACAAUAACAACGAUUACAACACAUCUGGUGUUAUCAUUAUUCUUGUACGCUUUAGCACCAAAUUUGGUAACCAACUUUAAUCCAUCACAUAUAGACCAAAACCAAUGUCUAACAAAAUCAACCCUAAACGUCGUGAUACACCGACUGUUGUUGGCACUGGUACUACUAUCAGCAAUACUUCAGCAAAUACAUCAUCAUCCUCCAGCUCAUCACUUUCGUCCGCCGGGGGCGGUGAUGGUGGUAUGUCUGCUGAUUUGACUUCUCUUUUCGAAUGUCCGGUGUGCUUUGAUUAUGUGUUGCCACCAAUUCUUCAAUGCUCUAGUGGUCAUCUAGUUUGCGUUUCAUGCCGAUCAAAGCUCACCUGCUGUCCAACAUGCCGCGGCCCCUUGGCUAACAUACGAAAUUUGGCAAUGGAAAAGGUGGCAUCGAAUGUGAAAUUUCCAUGUAAACAUUCAGGUUAUGGUUGUACAGCAUCACUUGUUUAUACUGAAAAAACAGAACACGAAGAAACAUGUGAACGUCGCCCUUAUUUGUGUCCCUGCCCUGGUGCUUCAUGUAAAUGGCAAGGACCUCUCGAUCUAGUCAUGCAGCACCUAAUGAUGUCGCACAAGAGUAUAACAACGUUACAAGGCGAAGAUAUUGUUUUUCUUGCUACCGAUAUUAAUUUACCUGGCGCAGUCGAUUGGGUGAUGAUGCAAUCAUGCUUUGGUCACCAUUUCAUGCUCGUGCUUGAGAAGCAAGAAAAAUAUGAUGGUCAUCAACAGUUCUUCGCAAUCGUCCAAUUAAUAGGUUCACGUAAAGAAGCUGAGAAUUUCGUUUAUCGUUUAGAACUGAAUGGCAAUAGACGCCGUCUCACAUGGGAAGCAAUGCCUCGUUCAAUACACGAAGGCGUCGCUUCUGCUAUACACAACUCUGAUUGCUUAGUAUUUGACACGUCUAUAGCACAGCUUUUUGCCGAUAAUGGAAAUCUUGGUAUUAACGUAACUAUUUCGAUUGUUUAAGCUGUUUAACACCACACACUACUACUAAUGCAUACAAACAAUCGACUUUAAUGAUUUAUAUAGUAAAAACGUUUCUAAAACGAUUUGUCUGAAAAGUGAUUUUAUGACUUAUUUUAACUUUGUAACUAGAAUUAUGCAUAGUAAUUAUUUCGAUGUAAAACUUUACAAUUCCAUAAGUAAAAAUAUGAAUAUGCUACUCUACUUUAUUGUAUUUACGUCACAAAAUAAACAUCUAGUAGAAUAAUAAUUUGCCUUUAG
Teleopsis dalmanni is the source of this 2259-nucleotide messenger RNA. It is a transcript of the gene sina, whose product is annotated as E3 ubiquitin-protein ligase sina. Gene Ontology annotation, biological process: proteasome-mediated ubiquitin-dependent protein catabolic process; multicellular organism development. The transcript has 4 exons. NCBI's taxonomy places the organism in Eukaryota, Metazoa, Arthropoda, Insecta, Diptera, Diopsidae. The record is from RefSeq and is a predicted model, not a curated record. Gene Ontology annotation, cellular component: cytoplasm. Gene Ontology annotation, molecular function: zinc ion binding; ubiquitin protein ligase activity; ubiquitin conjugating enzyme binding. The coding region runs from base 1105 to 2001 and encodes 298 amino acids.